AUGAACUCCCCUCGAUUCGAUCGCCGUCGUGAAGACUUCUACUCACUCCCGUCCAGGUCAAGAGAGACUCGUUCGCACAGCUAUAUCAGCCCAGUUCCUCAGAAUCGAGCAACCUUCCUGCCAUCUGUGCCCGGACCUUCUCAGUACGCUCUGAGCGCCGAUUGGAGUGAAAAUCAUCGGUCACAAGGCACGUCUCUGUUGCGCGUAGAGCCAGCGCGAGACUACCGUCCAGCUUCAGCUUCCAACUUAUCACACCCAAUAAAGUCAAAUAUGAGUGCCGUUGCGGUCUCGUUCGAUCCCAGGAUGGAGAUGGGAAUCCCCCGCUCUUCCUUCUCCUGGCCAGGACUUUCCUCGUCGCUCGACUCAGGCUCGGAUCUAUUGGGCCAUGACCUGUCUAGCGUUGACCAUGGUUCGGACCCAAGUCUCUCACCCCCUACUUCGAGAUCUCCGACUUCAAGCCCACCACGACCCAUCUUGACGCCUGAGCAACGCGAAUUGAAGAGACAACGCGACCAAGCCCGAAGAGAUUCCAAGUCUUCACACCGUGCCCAUCGUGCUAUGAGCACUCACUCGUACUCGUCCGCCUCUCAGUCGCCACCUGUCACGAUGUCUGAGUUCUCGACAUCGCCCAUGCCAGUGUACACAACUGCGCCUUCGCAAAUCUCUCUUCUGGCCGAGCCCGUUACGACUAUGAGUGGACAUUCUUACAUUCCAUCUUACUCUGCGUCACCUCUGCCGGAGCAUGGAAACUCUCACAUGUUUUCGCCGCAUUUCUCCUCUUUACCAUCGCACGAUUACAUGAACAUGCAUUAUUCGCACCACGGGUACCCACCACCCCCGUCCGCCCACAGCCUAUCCUCGCAGUACAGCAGCCGGGCCUCUUCCAUGUCCGAGUCCGGAAUGAUGUACCCCGUUCAGGCGCCAAUUCUACCUUCGGGCAACGUGUCCGUACACGACAACGGCCACGUUCGAGUAGUUCAAAGUCGACCCAAGCCCCAGUGUUGGGAACACGGCUGCAACGGGAGACAAUUUUCGACAUUCAGCAACCUGUUGCGACAUCAACGAGAGAAGUCAGGACAAGCAUCCAAGGCUUCAUGCCCCAACUGCGGUGCUGAGUUCACUAGAACGACUGCGCGCAAUGGUCAUCUACUUCACGACAAGUGCAAGGCGCGACGCAAUUCGAACUCCUAA
Anthostomella pinea is the source of this 1191-nucleotide messenger RNA. The record is from the annotation of a GenBank genome assembly. NCBI's taxonomy places the organism in Eukaryota, Fungi, Ascomycota, Sordariomycetes, Xylariales, Xylariaceae.